AUGCCGCCACACAAAACCACACCGAGCACAGAUAUAUACGGUCCUGGGACUUUCAUGGAUACGGAUUUUACUCCAAUUCCCAAAGAUGCUGCUCGGAUUUUUGAGUAUAUUGCAAAGAGCACUCCUGGGUUCACUCAAGACAAAGAGCUUUGGGAUACAGUCAAGUUUGAAGGUAGCUCGCUACCAAUUAUUCCUGGCCCAAUCAAGGCCCCUCCCAUUGCAGCUUCUCUACAUGCCAUGUGUGGAGUUGUAGCCCACGAAAUUAUCGAAGAUCGUGACGGCACAUCCGCGCGUACCCAGCAGGUCACUGUCAACACCGAUCAUGCUGGUAUCUGGUUGGGAACUAUUUUUGCAGCUUCUGUGGAAGGGAAAGACUUGCCUGGGCUGGUCAGGUCGCGUCAGCUGCCAGCUCUUUUCCAGCAGGAUUUCGAGCGAGGCUGUAUGUCAACCCCGGUAAAACAACGAACUACUGCUCUCUACAAGACAAAGACUCCGGGUGUUUGGUAUCAGCUUCAUGGUUCCCUUGAUCCCACACCGGUCCUCAAAUCGAUGGGAAUUGAUCCUGAUUAUCCUGCCCAGACUUUAGAUGAAGCUUAUGACUACAUCAGCAAGCAUGUGGAGCAAUGGACCGCAGACGAGUUGGAAAUGCAUAACGUCAAGAACGGGUUUUGCGGUAGCAUCUGCUUUACCCCCCAAGGAUGGUCAGACACGGCGAUGGGAAAGAGUCUUGCGAAUCACCCUCUAGUCGGCUACUCUCGACAGUCGCAUGCAAUUCCGACUCCUCCAACCCCCUUCCCCAAUAUCUCGGACGAUAAGCGACCCUUGGCAGGUAUCAAAGUGGUUGAGCUAGUUCGCAUCAUUGCUGGUCCUAUCAUUGGAAAUACUCUCGCCGCUUUCGGUGCCGAUGUCAUUCGCGUGAACUGUAGCCGCCUAGUAGACCUGAACGCUUUGCAACUUACCCUGAACACAGGGAAACGCACUAUCGAUAUUGAUUUGACCAAGGACGAAGACCAGUCACGAUUGCGGGCACUCAUUGAGGGUGCUGAUGUUUUUGUUCAAGGCUUCCGCCCCAAUACGAUCGCGAAGAAGGGCUUCGGCGUCAACGAUCUCCUUGAGAUGGCCGGCAACCGUGGUAAGGGGAUAGUAUACGUUGAGGAAAACUGUUACGGCCCUGACGGGCUGUACCAUGAAAGACCCGGCUGGCAGCAGAUUGGAGAUGCCGCCUCAGGGUCGUCAUACGUGAUGGGCCGGUCUUUGGGUUUCAAGGAUGGCACCAGCGUUCUUCCACCGCUUCCAAUCUCCGAUAUGACCACUGGCCUUGUGGGCGCAUUGGGGGCUUUGAUGGCCCUCCGGGAUCGGGCUCGACAUGGCGGCUCAUAUCGUGUGACAAGUUCCUUGGUGAAGUCUGAUGCGAUUGCACUAGAGCCUGAGAUCGGUCUUUACUCGCCGGAGGUUGUUGAACAGAGCAAUCAGUUGUUCAAAUGGGGUUCCAUCAACCCCUCCUUUUUUGUGAUAGAGAUCCUUCUCGUUGUCAUGGAUGGAUGGAAGAGGUUUCCAAGGUGGGCCAUGGGGCCAUAUGGAAACCCUUAA
Penicillium expansum is the source of this 1590-nucleotide messenger RNA. RefSeq names its product CoA-transferase family III. Bases 1 to 1590 code for a protein of 529 amino acids. NCBI's taxonomy places the organism in Eukaryota, Fungi, Ascomycota, Eurotiomycetes, Eurotiales, Aspergillaceae. The transcript has 3 exons. The record is from RefSeq and is a predicted model, not a curated record. Gene Ontology annotation, molecular function: catalytic activity.